Molecule: messenger RNA, 732 nt
Organism: Rotaria sp. Silwood1
Lineage: Eukaryota; Metazoa; Rotifera; Eurotatoria; Philodinida; Philodinidae
Source: the annotation of a GenBank genome assembly
AUGUUUUUAUUUUUUAGAAGUCUUAUUCCAAGUUAUAUACGUGAUUCUACUGUUGCUGUGGUUGUUUAUGAUAUAACAAAUUCAAAUUCAUUUCAACAAACAUCAAGAUGGAUUGAAGAAGUUCGUGCAGAACGUGGUAAUGAUGUUAUUAUAAUGCUUGUCGGUAAUAAAACUGAUUUGGCUGAUAGAAGACAAGUAUCAACACUAGAUGGUGAAGAAAGAGCAAAAGAUUUAAAUGUUAUGUUUAUUGAAACAAGUGCUAAAGCAGGUUAUAAUGUUAAACAGUUAUUCCGUCGAGUAGCUGCGGCUUUACCUGGCAUGGAUACACCUGACCCGGAAACUGGAUAUAAAAAUAAUGUAACGCUUUCAUCUAAUGAUUCAAAAGAUGAAUUAAAACCUAAUAAUCAAAGUUAUUGUCGAUGAGUACUUUCUUCUAAUCAAGGUUCUGUUCGAAUUUGUAAUCAAGGAGCAUAUGUAGCUAAAUGUGGUCUAAAUUCACGAACUGCCGAUGGCCGUACUCGUUCAUAUGAAACAGGAAAUUUUUUAGCCGGUCAAUGUUCUUUACUUGAACUUCCCUAUGAAGCCGUAUGGGGUCAUGUUUGGUGUGAUAAUUAUGUCUUCAUCGCUAUUACUAAACGUAUUUUUCAAGAGGAUUUCCACGCUCCAUCUGUUCGUUGUUAUCAAAUUACCGGAACAACGUUUCAUCCAGGAAUGAAUGGGCCACAUUGUUAA